AUGAGGCUGCCUCAUGCGGCAGCCCGCCUGCUGCCGCCGCUCCCCACCCGGGUCGCUCUGCUCCGGCGACGCGGGGCCGCCCAGACGCCCGAGCAGCUGGAAAAUAAAACCAAAGGGAAGCUCCAAAAGCAAAUCUGUCAAGUUGUUCUGGACCACUUCGAGAAGCAGUACUCGACAGAGCUGGGAGAUGCAUGGAGCAGCAUCAGAGAGGUACUCACAUACCCAUCGUACUGGCAGCACGCCGUCCUGCUCAACAAAUUCAGCCACACUGCUGACCUGGAGGACAACUUGAAUGCACAGGGAUAUCAUCCUGCCUUCAGAGGAACUUUGCCCUAUCUUCCAAGAUCACUGAAGUGUUAUGUCAGUAGAACUCCUAGGAGGUUCCCUUCACAAAAACACCAGACUGGUAAACUGAAAGAAUAUUAUCUACUCAACGCUGCUUCUGUGUUACCAGUGCUGGCUUUAGAGGUGAAGGAUGGGGAAGAUGUUUUGGAUCUCUGUGCUGCGCCAGGGGGUAAAUCGGUAGUGAUCCUACAGUGUGCCCGUCCAGGUCAGUUUCACUGUAAUGAGUAUGAUGAGUUGAGAUCAAGAUGGUUGAAACAGACAAUGGAAUCCUUCAUCCCAGAUCCUCUGUUUAACUUAAUAACUGUCUCUAACCUAGAUGGUAGACAGAUUGGAGAACUUAAGCCUGAGUUCUAUGACAAGAUACUGGUUGAUGCUCCUUGUUCAAAUGACAGAAGUUGGUUAUUCUCUUCUGAUAUUCAGCAAGCUACACUUAGGUUACUACAAAGGAAUGAGUUACCUGUUCUGCAGUUCCAGCUGCUAAGGUCUGCUAUUAAAGCACUGCGUCCUGGUGGAUCAUUGGUCUACUCUACUUGCACUCUCUCAAAGGAAGAGAACAGCAGUGUAAUAAAUCUCAUUCUGAACUCCUGCAGUAAUGUUAUUCCUGUAAAUAUAAGUGAAAUUGCCAAAGCUGUUUCCCAGGAAUUCACUUUUCACGGUGCUACACAACAGCAUGAACUUCUGGUUCUGCCAGAGAAAGGGAGAGCGUGGGGUCCAAUGUAUGUAGCUAAAUUAAGGAAAAUGUAGUCCGCUUGAUGCCCGUUAGUUUAUUCACCAAUCAACUAAAUUGUAUUUAUUUCUACUAUACUGUGUGUGUUUGAGCACACGCAUGUCCAAGUCAAUUGAAUUUCGAAUUUCGCUGUUUUGUGUAUGGAGCUCCCUAAUAAAAUGAAAAUGAAAUGUAACCUGGUUACCUGAAAAUACAAAAUGUUUUUUAACAUGGGCGUGUGGGCGAAAUCGGAGCCUGGCAGUAUUUUCCAGGUGAUGCUCUUAAAUGGAUUUGUACUCCCGAAUAGAGGCCUGUGUGGUUCUUUUUGUACUGUUUUAAAAUUACUAAUUCUGAUGAAAUAGAGUGUAUUUUUCAAAAAUGGUUUGAAUGGUGCCUGCUUCUGAAGUCUUGGAAAUCCUGCAUUCAUUCUUGAAGAUACCUUGAAAUGUGUUAUCUUGAAAUGUGUUUUCUUGUAAGAGCUGCUUUGUAUGCAAAGUUGGUCGUCUUAAGCUCUGACUAUGCCUAGCAGUGGCAAAACAGGUUUAAUAUUAGUUAGGUUGUUUAAUGGUUGAAAACUGUUUUAUGUUUAGCUGCUGACCUUUGCAUCUGUAUAUCAGCACCAGCCUUUUUUAGCUUACAAAAAUAAUUUAUAUUUUUGAAAGGUCUCCGUAACAGUUGACUUAGAUGUGUUUAGCUUUGAUACUUAGUUUGUGACAUAAUGCAGUAUAUCGAGCUGGCUGUGAGGCACACAGAACCAGAAUGAUUAAUAACUGCAGUAGUGGUAUCGUAUUCAGACAGUUCUGUUACAUGAUUGCAGUAAUUAUGAACAAAACAAUCUGAAGAGGUGGCUUAUAUCCCAAGUUAAGGAAUGUUAAAUGAUUUGUGAUGGUACAUCUGUGUUGUGUACAGGAGAUUCAGUGAGAAGAAUACAUAUUAAUAUUCUCUUAGGUUUCCUCAGUUCUGCUGUGCAGUGCUGUAGAGAAAUAUGGCUGUAUAGGCAGGUAUGUACAUGUUCAUGCAUAUAUACACAUGCAAACUGUAUUUUCACGUAUACUGUGGAUGGACUGAGUGUAUAAAGCAUCGAUUUGUCAGUGCUUGGCUUUUGCCUCUGAAUAAAUCAUGUAACAGUAUAUCUGUUUGGUUGGAUGCCUGUGUUAGAAUAGAAUGGAGUCCUCCUGUGCCACUCUUAGCAAAGAAAUUAAGUCGUUUCCCUGACUGAAGCUUAUAGUGAAUUUUUAAGGAAUGCUGUUGUCAAGAGUGGAGAUUUUUUUGGGGGUGUAUGGCACAUGUCUCAAGUUUGCGUGAUUGUGUACAUAUGGAUGUCAUAUUUUGUGUGUACGUAUUUGUGUACAUGCAUGUACAAUCAAUCCCAAUCAAAACCAAGACUACUGCAGUUUUUUUUCUUCUUGAAAACAGAAGGACAUUGGCUCAUAAAUACUGGAAAAAAAUAGUUAAAAUGAUUAUUGAUUCAGCACCUCAUUAACAAAGGUGAGAAGAAUGUUGAUGAUGUGAGGUCUUCUGUCAGAAGUUCCAUUGGAAAUGCAGUAGUUCUACUUCAGUUUCUCUAGUAAUUCUGUUGUGGCAAGCUGAAAAAUGCUUGUUACCAUUAUGAGUAAACUACCUUUUGUCACUGGAAUGAAUUUUGUUUUUAAUGCUUUUAUUCUUUGCUCACCUUGUUAUAUUGAUGGGCUUUAACUCUUCACAGCAGUCCUGUCAUAGACUGCUUAAUGUCUGUCCCCACUCAGCUGUAUAUUUACUGGGAGCCUCCUGGACCUAGUAUCUAAAGCAGUGAGAUGGCAAUGUUCAAAACCACGGAAGCUAAAUUGUAGAAAAAUCUUUGUUGCUUAAAAACAGAUGCUGAUUGUAAACAGUAGCUUUAGUUCUUUAGACUCCUGUGACCGAGAAGAAAAAUGGUUGGGGCAGUUUGCCCUCAAAUAGAAUCUCGCUGCUGUUCCUGCUGCUGAAGCAAAUAAAUGCAUGAAGUACUCUUCUCCUUUGAUACAUGAAUUUCCACAGUUAUCCUCUCCUUUACUUUGUGAGGAAAAAUGUUUGAGGCCCCAGUAGUAUUAAAUUUUCAGCAGUCUGUCUGAAAGCUUAAGACUGUAUGAAGCAUAUGCAACUUGAGGCAGAGAAGUCACUAAUGUAUGCAGAUGAUGAGACUGUGUUCCUUUGAAAAAAAACUAACAGCAUCUGCCCCAGAAACAUUAAAUGUAAUAUCUGAAUUUGGAGUCAUCUCAGGCGACUGGAUGAAAUAACAAUACCCUUGUCAAAACGCUUUUCAUCAGUUUUAUUUGCCCUGUGGAAAUUGAAAUGGAAAGCCUAGAAUGUAACAUUCAGGAAUGGAAUUAAAAUAUGUGAUUAAACUGAAUAGUUGAGGAAAACGUGGGCUAGGUAAUCACACAAUGAAUAAAGGAAUGCUUGAAAACUGAA
Molecule: messenger RNA, 3481 nt
Organism: Centrocercus urophasianus (Greater sage-grouse)
Lineage: Eukaryota; Metazoa; Chordata; Aves; Galliformes; Phasianidae
Gene: NSUN3
Product: NOP2/Sun RNA methyltransferase 3
Exons: 6
Coding region: 1-1089 (362 amino acids)
Biological process (GO): rRNA methylation
Cellular component (GO): mitochondrial large ribosomal subunit
Molecular function (GO): methyltransferase activity
Source: RefSeq, a predicted model, not a curated record